CGCGCCGCAUUGUGGGACAUGAACAGCGCUCACGUUGCGUUCAGCAAGCAUGGCAGCCAGCAGCAAAAGGAAACUGGAAGAACUGAGCGUGGACGAGUUUCUUGUCUCUGGUUUUGACUCCGAGGAGGACUGUGAGAACGAAGAGGAUGAAGAAACAACAGUCAGCAGAAAUGGCAAGGUCAAAAGAAAGGCAAAACCCACAGCUAAAACACAAGCAAAAAAUUUGAAAAAGGUAGGCAAGGCCUCAGAACACAAAGACCAGCUCUCCAGACUCAAACAGAAGGACCCUGAGUUUUACAAGUUUCUGGAGCACAACGAUCGAUCAUUGCUCAACUUCGAUGACUCAGACAGCUCAGACGAUGAAGACAGUAAAAUCCACAAACUACCGAAGCACUUGGAGGAGGCAAGCGAUGAUGACGACGACGACGAUGAAGUGGAAGCAGCACCAAAAUCUAAACAAUCAAAAGAUGUUAUCAAGGUGACGGAGAAGAUGGUGGAGCAGUGGAAAGAGGCUGUCCAGAAGGAGCUUUCUGCAAAGUUGUUCCGGGAGAUCACUCAGGCCUUUAAAGCAGCAGUGGCUACCACUAAAGGAGAUGGAGUAGACCUUGGCCGAUACAAAGUGGAGGACAGUUCAGUGUUUAAUGCCCUGGUGUCAUUCUGUUUGAGAGACCUUUUUGCAGCUCUUCAGAAGAUGCUUCAGCUAAGGCCAAAUAAAGACAAGAAAAAGCUUGUGCUCCCAUCUUCUAGUCCUCGGUGGCAAAAGGCUCAAAUCGACAUUAAAAUGUAUCUCGCUGGUCUUGUGCAGCUUUUAUCAUGUUUGACAGAAGCUUCUGUUGUAAGUGCUGUGCUGAGACAUGCCAUCCAAAUGGUACCGUACUACCUGUGCCUCCCUAAGCAGUGCAGACACUUCCUAAAGCAAUUGAUCACCCAGUGGAGUACAGGCCAAGAGACAGUCCGAGUUCUGGCUUUUCUAGCUCUUAAUAAAAUCUGCAGACACAAGCAAGAUGUGUAUCUUAAUCCAGUGCUCAAGCAAAUGUACAUCGCCUACGUGAAGAACUGCAAGUUUACCUCUCCGAGCGUCCUCCCAAUGAUCAACUUCAUGCAAAGGACACUGACAGAAAUGUAUGCCCUCGACACACAGGUUUCCUACCAGCACGGCUUCAUAUACAUCAGACAGCUGGCCAUUCAUCUUCGCAAUGCAAUGACAAUGAAGAAAAAGGAAACGUAUCAGUCUGUUUAUAACUGGCAGUACAUCCACUGCCUGUACCUUUGGUGUCGUGUGUUGAGCACGCUGUAUCCCAGCGAUGUCCUGGAUCCACUCGUUUACCCAUUAACUCAAGUGAUCGUAGGCUGUGUCAAGCUGGUCCCCACAGCUAGGUAUUAUCCUCUCCGGAUGCACUGUGUUCGGGCUCUGACCCUGUUGUCUGACAGCACCAAGACUUUCAUCCCUGUUGUCCCCUUUCUUCUGGAGGUUUUGCAGCAAGUUGAUUUUAACAAGAAGCCUGGUCGCAUGAGCGUGAGACCUAUUAACUUUGCUGUGGUCUUAAAGCUGUCUAAUGCAAAUCUGCAGGAGAAGGCAUUCAGGGACGGUCUUAUCGAGCAGCUCUAUGAUCUCAUACUGGAGUAUUUCCACACGCAGGCCUGCAGCAUAGGGUUUCCAGAGCUCGCCCUUCCAGCUGUGAUUCAGCUGAAAGCUUUUCUGAAGGAAUGCAAAGUGGCCAAUUACUGCAAGCAGAUCCGGCAGCUGCUGGACAAAAUACAGGAAAACUCUGCCCACAUCAUGAGCAGGCGACAGAAAGCCACGUUCAAUGUGGCUGACCGGGUGGCUGUGGAAGCAUGGGAGAAACUUACGACAGAGGAAGGUACCCCCUUGACCAAGUACUACAGCCACUGGAAGAAGCUUAGAGAGAAGGAGAUUCAGCUGGAGAUUUCUGGCAAAGAACGGAUGGAAGAUCUGGAAUUACCAGAGAUCAAACGCAAGAAGAUGCAGGAAAGCAAAGAAGGAGACAAAAAAGAAUUUAAGGAGCUCUUUGAAUCAGACAGUGACUCUGAGGAUGAAAGCGGGGGAGUCAAACACAAAGGCAAGAAGGAGGGAGUGUCCGAGGAUGAAGAUUUCCUGAAGGAUCUGUCGGAUAUGAGCGAUGAGGAUGAGGAGGGAGAGAGUGAUGAGGACAACUCCAUCGUGGAAGAUUCAGAUGAUGCUGGUAAAAGAAAGAAGUCCAAAAAAUCAAAGAACAAAACUCCAAAGAAACUGAGCCAGCUGGACCUGAAAGAGCUCACAGAAGGAGAUGAAGAUCUCGUGGAGGACCUGGAGUUUUCAGAUGAGGAUUAACAAGGCUUUACUUUACCAAGAAAAAAAAAAAAAAAAGAACUUUACACACCGUGUAAAAGCGGGUGCUAACUACAUUCGUUAUUUCUAGCUUUUUCAGACAAGAGCUGAAAUUAACCAGCCUAACGUUGUAAUGCAUUUUGGUUGUCUUCAACGAAACGUGUGUAAACUAUGGAUUUAUUCUUUUACUAUCUUGCUCAAAAGACUUUUAGUUUUCAUUUUAAUUUCAAUCUGUGAAGAUUGUGUACUUCACAGAAGGGACUUGACUUUUCAACUGUAAAAUGUACGGAUAUGAAACUGCAGUUUGCCUUAAUAGUAGUGUAUUUGUUUUCAACAGAAAGCGCUAAAAUGUUCCAGCCAGCACAGCAGGUAAUGCAUGUCAAUUCAGGAGUGGGGGAUGUAAUUCGCUUUUCCUGGAGGGAAAAGUAAAUACAGAUGCAGCAGCAUUUUCUAAGGCCUAACUGCACUAAAUGACACAUUUUUAUAAUUGUGAGAAUGUUUCUAAUGAACCCAGAAUAAUCAUGUGUUUUUUGGGGGGUUUUUUUGGUAGCUUUUAUUUUAAUUUUUAUUCUUUCACUACAUAGAUCCCUAUCAGGGCUGUCCUUGCCUCAGGACACUGGAAGAAGUGGGUCAAAAUAGCUGUAGGCUUCCUUACAGCAAUCAUCUGCCAAUGACAGCUUUGAUCUGCAGCCAGCCGUAGAGCAGAGGUGGCAAAGGACCAAAGAUGGUUCCAUUUUUUUUUUUUUUUUUCCUUCCCCUCAUUCCCUCCGGAGGGUAACUGUUUAUUUAAUAACGAAGGAGAUUGACCCCUGCCGCACGCAGCUCUGCUAAAGAAACACACUGUGCUGCUUGGAAGUUUCAUAUCUCAUCCCCUGAAUGUUGAUGCAGUGUUAGCAGUCUUGGGAUACAGAAGGUCGGUGCUCUAUAAUGCGUUUACUGACCUUGAAGUAAGUAGUACCGUAUGCAUAUGAAAUUGCAGUAAUAUACUGUGCAGUGUUUAGGACCCACUGUAGCAUGCAACCAUAUGUUUGUUUCAUGCCGAUGUCAAGUAACAUUUAUUUGAAAAAAGGCUGUGGAAUCUUAAAUAGGUUUCACAUGCAUAUACUUAGUUAAACAUGUUUCACAUACUGCACUGUUAAAUCUGACUCCUGUAUAAUACACUUAGUAAUAAUUUACUGUGCGUGUUGCUUAAGUUCACAGAACGGCUUUUGUAAGGAGUCAAAGGCUUUGUUUAUUGAAGGGAUUUAUUUCACUGAAAGUGAAUGACAAAGCGAAAACAGACCAAACAACUGGGUAAAUUUACAGACCAUUUCAUUUCCACUGUUUUUUACACAUUUAGGUCAAAUUCAAAGAUUUGCAUAAAGAGCCUUGUGCCGUACAUCUCCUGAUUAGAGUGAAACAAACAUUUUUUAAGGUUCAUCUUUGGAAUCCUCUUUAGGGAAUGAAUAUUUACUGUAUAGUGCCAACCUACAACACAAACAAAAAAAAAGUUAAAUAUAUAUUUUUUUGAGUUGCCAUAAAGAGCGGCAUUUGAGGUGGGAUUUUAUUACAAUAGAAAUUAGUACCGACCAAAGCUAGCAAUUCAUAUUUUCUUAAACAAAAAAAAAAUUAAAACGUGCAACUACACAUAACAAAAAGUACCACUUUGUAACGUUUAGGAUUUGUUCUGGACACUGCUGUACAAGAAGGCUAUUUUGUUCAUUUCCCCACAAUAGUAAAUGUGUCCAGGUAAAGAUAUCUAUCUUUUAUAAUCUAGAAAUCUUAAGUUGUCAUCCAUAGUAUAGCUGUGUUGUAUCAAUGACCUCUGUGAUGAGGCACUUUCUUCUUUCCUGUGUAUAGGCAAGUAAAAAAGCCAUGGUUGGUGACUAUUGAGUCCGAGGGACACCUGCUGAUUUGCUGAUCAGUCUUUGAAGAAUAUUUGUACCUGCUAGCAGUCCCAGGUUACAGCAUGGCACCUUAUUUGCCCUGCAUUGUCCAGAAACAAAAGUGUUCAUAUAGUCAGCAACAACCACGGAAGUCUGUACCACAAUGGUGUAAACUUGGAUCAUGUCCUUCAAUCUUUGGUAUAGAUCCUUGGAAUGCAUAGUUGCCAGUAUGUUGCGAGUGAGUUCUUUUCCAUUUCAGAGGGUUGUGUGUGGGCAAGGAGGGGGAAAAAAAAAAAAUCUAAUAAAUCAAGGCUCUCUUUGUAUGCUGAAUAUUCGGCACAAGUGCAGUUCCCGUCAGCAAAGUUAUCCCUUUAGCUUCUGUCUGCCCGACAGAACAGUUUUGAGUUUUUUGGCAAGCUGUUGGAGAGCAGCUGUCUGCUCUCUCUCUCUGGAACGCACUUCCUGUCUGCUUGUUUUCCUCAUUCCCAUCCCCACUGAAUUUUGGAUUCUAUACCUGUGCUGCUGCCUCA
Polyodon spathula (Mississippi paddlefish) is the source of this 4724-nucleotide messenger RNA. Its product is annotated as nucleolar complex protein 2 homolog. The coding region runs from base 50 to 2332 and encodes 760 amino acids. Gene Ontology annotation, biological process: negative regulation of transcription by RNA polymerase II; ribosomal large subunit biogenesis. Gene Ontology annotation, molecular function: histone binding; transcription corepressor activity. The transcript has 19 exons. Lineage: Eukaryota; Metazoa; Chordata; Actinopteri; Acipenseriformes; Polyodontidae. The record is from RefSeq and is a predicted model, not a curated record. Gene Ontology annotation, cellular component: nucleoplasm; nucleolus; Noc1p-Noc2p complex.